Molecule: messenger RNA, 1165 nt
Organism: Temnothorax curvispinosus
Lineage: Eukaryota; Metazoa; Arthropoda; Insecta; Hymenoptera; Formicidae
Gene: Sf3a2
Product: splicing factor 3A subunit 2
Exons: 2
Coding region: 150-974 (274 amino acids)
Biological process (GO): spliceosomal complex assembly
Cellular component (GO): catalytic step 2 spliceosome; U2 snRNP; U2-type prespliceosome
Molecular function (GO): nucleic acid binding; zinc ion binding
Source: RefSeq, a predicted model, not a curated record
UCCGUCUAGUAAUAUUGUGAACCGUGGUUGUAGUUAAAGCAGUUAAAGUGAGGUUAUCUGUAUUUACGAUAACUCGCUGACGAAGAUACGCGUUUACAAAGAGGGGUUUUCAUCCUCCCGUCGACGCGACACACUUUCGGCGAGCAAGAAUGGACUUCCAGAAUCGGCCGGGCGGCAAAACCGGCGGUGGCGGCGUCGCCUCCUGGUCGGAGAGCAAUCGCGACCGCCGGGAGCGACUCCGUCAGCUCGCCCUGGAGACCAUCGACCUGAACAAGGAUCCGUAUUUCAUGAAAAAUCACCUGGGCUCGUACGAGUGCAAACUGUGUCUCACCCUGCACAAUAACGAAGGCAGCUACCUGGCGCACACGCAGGGUAAGAAGCACCAGGCCAAUCUGGCCAGGAGGGCCGCGAAGGAGGCCAAGGAAGCGCCGCAGACCCUCGCGCCGGAAAAGCCCCGGGUCGAGCCGAAGAAGUUCGUCAAGAUUGGUCGACCUGGUUACCGAGUCACCAAGCAACGCGAUCCGGAGUCCGGCCAGCAGAGUCUGCUGUUUCAAGUGGAUUAUCCGGAGGUGGCGGACAAUGUAAUACCACGACACAGGUUUAUGUCCGCCUACGAGCAAAGGGUUGAGCCACCGGAUCGCAAGUGGCAGUAUCUGCUGUUUGCGGCUGAGCCAUACGAGACUAUCGCUUUCAAAGUGCCUAGCAGGGAAGUGGAAAAGGCAGAAGGAAAGUUCUGGACUCAUUGGAAUAAGGACACAAAGCAGUUUUUCUUGCAGUUCGCAUUUAAGAACGAAAAACCGUCUGUAGGCAAAGUACCACCACCGCCGGUUCCCUUGAUAAGGCCAGGACUGGGUCCGAUGGUACCCGUACCACCGCCUCCGCCCAGGCCGCCAAUGUUCAAUCCAGUACCACCGCCGCCAGCUCUCUUGGCAACUGGAAUGCAAAUACCUCCUCCACCACCUCACUUAGCAUAAGAAAUCUGACGGAACGAGAUACAUCUAUCAUAAUGAACCUUCCUUUAAGAUAAUGUUGAGCUGUAUGCACAAUGAAAACCAACAGGCAACAGAAACGGGCAAUACUUAAAGAAUAGAUAUCCAACGCGUCGGAAAUUCUGUUCUUAUUGCAUUGCGGUUUUCAUUAUGCACAGGGCUUUACCGUUUAUAUC